AUGGGUCGCACCUGCGAUGCCACAUCUGCGGAAAAUCCCUCCCAGGUGCGGAAAUCACUUAAGAUGGCUGGGCCCGCAUCUGCGACAGUGGGGGACGCACCUGCGCGUGCGGGCCUGCGGAACACUGUCCGCUUCUGCGGUCUUCCUCCGCGCCUGCGAAUCCCUGGGCGUAUCUACGGGCAUCGCAGAUGCUGGGGGCCGCACCUGCGCGUGCGCGCCUGUGCAACACUAUCCGCUUCUGCGAAAGUUGAUCCUGACGGUUAUAAUGCUGUUAAGAACUUUAUGAUGCAUGGACCUUGCGGAGAACUGGAUCCACACUGCCCAUGUAUGAGGCAAGGAAACUGCACGAAGCAUUUUCCGAAGAAAUUCAAUGAUCGAACAACUUUUGAUUCAGAUGGAUUUCCUAUUUAUAAGAGAAGGAACACAAGUACUCAAGUCAAGAAAAAUGGUGCCAACUUAGACAAUAGAUAUGUUGUCCCUUACAAUCGGGAUUUGCUUGUCAAAUAUGAUGCACAUAUAAAUGUCGAAUUAUGCAAUUACUCAAGGUCUGUGAAGUACCUGUUCAAGUAUGUUCAUAAAGGGUCUGAUAGAGCAACAGCAACUAUAGAAUCUACCAAAACUGGUGCAGAAAAUGAUGAGAUAAAAAAAUAUCUAGACUGCAGAUACAUAUCAGCUAUAGAAGCUUGCUGGAGGAUCUUUAAAUUUGACAUACAUUAUAGAAAGCCGGCAGUUGAGCGUCUGCCUUUCCAUUUAGAGGGACAAAACACAAUAAUAUUCGAAGAAGAAAAGCGAGCAGAAAGCGUGAUUAGCAGACCGGACAUAAAAAAAAUAAAAUUCACAGAAUGGUUCAAGGCGAACAAAAGAUAUGAUGAUGCACGAGAGCUGACAUAUUCUGAUUUUCCUACGCAUUGGGUCUGGAAUGCAAAAGACAAAACUUGGAAUAGAAGGCAAAGUGGGAAGGCAGUUGGUAGAAUUUACUUCGCACAUCCUGCAAGUGGAGAACGUUUUUAUAUGAGAAUAUUGCUUAACUUUGUGAAAGGAAGCACUUCGUUUGAAAGCAUAAGAACAAUAAAUGGAGAUAAGUAUAAAAAUUAUAGAGAUGCAUGCUACGCGUUAGGAUUAUUAGAUGAUGAUAAAGAGUGGAAUGACUGCUUAGUAGAGGCUGCACUUUGGGCGAUAGAAAAUGAGUUGAGACAUCUAUUUGUAACGAUACUUAUUCACUGUCAGGUAUCUGAUUCAAGAAAGAACAACUGUGAAAUUUUAUCAAAAGAUAUAAUAUCACUGCAGAGGAAGAGAUUUCAGUUGAAAAAUUUACAACUAACUGAAAAACAAGUAGAAGCAUAUACGUUAUUUGAGAUUGAAACCAUACUAUUAAAGAUGGGAAAAAGUUUGAAAGACAUAGAUGGAAUGCCACUUCUAGAUUCUGUGUUACUGCGAGAUGUCAGAAACCGUAUGCUCAAUGAGGAGCUAGACUAUGACAAAGAGGAGCUAAAAAUACUGCAUGACAAAUCAUUCGCUCUCUUAAAUGAUUGCCAAAAGUCAGCUUGUGAUGCAAUAAUAACAUCAGUCGAGAAUGAACAAGGACGAUUAUUUUUUAUAAAUGGACAUGGUGGUACUGCUUUGUUAUUACCAAAUGGUUGGACCGCUCAUUCACGCUUCCAUAUUCCUUUGGACGUUACUGUAGAAUCCAUUUGUGAAAUAAAACAAGGCACCCAGUUAGCUGAACUUCUCAACAGAACUUCUUUAAUCAUCUGGGAUGAAGCCCCCAUGGCAAAUACGUUAUAUUUUGAAGCAUUAGAUAAGACGUUAAGAGAUAUCCUGCGAGUCAGGUAUGAAAAUAGCUCUGACAAACCUUUUGGAGGCCUUACAGUCGUAUGUGGUGUUGGAAAUGGAUCCUUUUACGAUGAUAUUAAUAAGGAGCUCAUCAAAUUGCCUUCUGAUAUAUGCAUGAAAUCAUCUAACGACCCAAUCGGAUUGAUUGUUGAGGCAGUUUAUCCAUCUCUCCUACAAAAUUACAAUGACCCAGUAUAUCUGAAAGAAAGAGCAAUACUAACGCCAAAAAUUGAUAUGGUAUAUGAGUUGAACGACAGAAUUCUGAAAAUGAUACCAGGUGAAGGAAGAACAUAUUUCAGCUCUGACAAUAUAUGCAAAGCGAGCGUGAACACUAACGAUGAAGAACUGUUGUACCCAACCGAAUUUCUAAAUAGCUUAACAUUCCCUGGUAUCCCUAAUCAUGACAUACACUUAAAAGUAGGUACCCCAGUUAUGCUUCUCAGAAAUCUAAACCAAACAGAAGGCCUAUACAAUGGAACAAGAUUAAUUGUCAUGCAUCUUGAAAAUUGGUCUAUUACCGCAAACAUCAUGUCCGGAAAGAACGUUGGUUCGAGAGUCACAAUUCCAAGAAUCAUUAUGUCUCCUAACGAUUCAAAGUGGCCAUUCAAGCUUAAGAGAAGGCAGCUCCCUUUGGCGCCAUGUUUCGCCAUGACAAUCACUAAAAGUCAAGGACAAUCUCUUAACCAUGUCUGCUUGUAUCUUCCGAAGCAAGUAUUCACCCAUGGUCAAUUAUAUGUGGCUGUUUCCCGAGUAACAACAAGACAAGGAUUAACCAUACUAAUUAAAUGCUGA
This is a messenger RNA of Nicotiana tabacum (common tobacco), 2625 nucleotides long. RefSeq lists its product as uncharacterized. Gene Ontology annotation, biological process: DNA repair; telomere maintenance. NCBI's taxonomy places the organism in Eukaryota, Viridiplantae, Streptophyta, Magnoliopsida, Solanales, Solanaceae. The record is from RefSeq and is a predicted model, not a curated record. Gene Ontology annotation, molecular function: DNA helicase activity.